GCAGCUCGUUAGACGUUAAUGGAGAGUCCACAGCUGUCGUCGGCUUGUAGCUAAAAAACUAGCUCCGUUUGGCGCAGAUAAAACCCAAUGUCAGUUCUAUUUUAAGCUGCGUGUCGCAGUUUGAUAAGAGGAGCCUGAUGUCGGUGGCCAAGGCGAAACACACGGUUCUGAACCCGGUGACCCCUUACACUGGACCCAUACCCGGAGGCCUUCACCCCGGGGAGAUCGUCAUCAUCCAGGGGACUGUGCCCCCAGAUGCUGAUAGGUUCCAGGUGGACCUGUCGAGUGGUUGCAGCACCAAACCUCGCUCCGACGUCGCGUUCCACUUCAGCCCUCGCUUCAUGGACCCCCCCUGUGUGGUGUGUAACUCCCUGCAGCAGGAGAGCUGGGGGAAAGAGGAGACGCUCCACCGGCUGCCCUACAAACGAGGCGCCCCCUUCGAGACCAUCAUCCUGGUGCACAAAGACGGUUUUAAGGUGGCAGUAAAUGGAACCCACCUGCUGGACUUCAAACACAGAAUUCCUCUAGACGGGGUGGACACAUUUUCCAUUUCUGGGAAUGUGAGAGUCCACGCUCUUGGCUACAUCCCAAACUCAGCAAUUUAUUCAGAAUCAGGGGACUUGAGCGUCCCUUACAGAGGCAGUAUACUGAAAGGGCUGAGCCCAGGACAGCACAUCACAAUAAAGGGGCAGGUCAGCAUGUACCCUCACAGUUUUACUGUAAACCUCUGCAAUAGUAAGACACAGAACAUCGCUCUCCACCUGAACCCCCGAAUGAAGUCGGGCGUGUUCUUCAGGAACUCGUACCUGGAUGAAUCUUGGGGUCAAGAGGAGCGGGAGCAACCGUUCUUUCCCUUCUCGUCCGGGGAAUACUUCGAGAUCCUCCUCCUCUGUCAGCCCCAUCAGUUCAAGCUGGCUGUGAACGGAGCCCACUUGUUUGAGUUCAGACAUCGAGUCCAGGACCUGAGCAGCAUCGACCAGCUGGAGAUCAUGGGAGACCUGGAGCUCAUUGAUGUGAAACUGUGGUGACUCGAAGCUCCCAGGAAAACCGUUACCCAAGACAUCGUGCUAAAUUAGCUUCCCCAGAGUGAGCCAGGUGAUGGGUG
Nematolebias whitei (Rio pearlfish) is the source of this 1105-nucleotide messenger RNA. Its product is annotated as galectin-8. The transcript is spliced from 8 exons. The record is from RefSeq and is a predicted model, not a curated record. Lineage: Eukaryota; Metazoa; Chordata; Actinopteri; Cyprinodontiformes; Rivulidae. Gene Ontology annotation, molecular function: carbohydrate binding. The coding region runs from base 138 to 1028 and encodes 296 amino acids.